This is a messenger RNA of Motacilla alba alba, 1131 nucleotides long. Its product is annotated as acrosin-like. Gene Ontology annotation, molecular function: serine-type endopeptidase activity. The record is from RefSeq and is a predicted model, not a curated record. Gene Ontology annotation, biological process: acrosome reaction; proteolysis. NCBI's taxonomy places the organism in Eukaryota, Metazoa, Chordata, Aves, Passeriformes, Motacillidae.
AUGGCUUUGCUGCGGCUGCUCGUGCUGCUGGCCCUGGCCGGGCCCGUGGGGGGCACCUGGGACACCUGCAGAGGGACCUGCGGGCUCCGGCCCUUGGCCUUCGACCACAGCUCCGCGUCUGACAACUACGACCACUCCGACGGUGACUACGCAACCUUGGGCUCUUCUGAUGUCACCUCCCUCCACACGGACAGCCCCGGUGUCCCCUCGGGGACCUGGCCCGGCAUCGCCAGCGUCCAGGCCACCCUGGAGAACGGCACGUGGCACAUGUGCUCGGGGGCACUCAUCCACCCCCGCUGGGUGCUCACGGUGGCCCAGUGCUUCACCAGGGCCGGGGACAUGUCCGUUUACAAGGUGGUCAUGGGGACCCCGGACGUGGCCCAGCCGGGCCCCGAGGCUGCCGUGAGACGCAUCCGGAGGCUCCUGAAGCACCAGAACUACGUGGCUGCCACGGCCACGAACAACAUCGCCCUGCUGGAGCUGGACCAGCCCGUGGCGUGCAGCGACUACAUCCAGCUGGGCUGCGUGCCCGACGGCUCCCUGGCGGUGCCCGAGCUGAAAACCUGCUACAUCGCGGGCUGGAGAGCCACCCCGGACAGCGCCCCCAGCCCUCGCCUGGUGCUGCAGGAGGCCAAGGUGCGGCUCAUCGACGUCCAGCUGUGCAACAGCAGCCGCUGGUACGGGGGGGCCGUGCACCCCCAGGACCUGUGCGCGGGGUACCCGCGGGGCGGCAUCGACACCUGCCAGGGGGACAUCGGGGGCCCCCUGGUCUGCAAGGACCGCGUCGGUGACUACUUCUGGCUGGUGGGCCUGGCCAGCUGGGGCAAGGGCUGUGUUGGAGAGAAGCGCCCCGGGGUGUUCACCGCCACCCAGCACUUCCGCGCGUGGAUCCAAGUCCAGAUGGGAAAGGCCCAAGCAGACGCAACCCCCACAGCGACAGAGCCAGCCCCGAGCCCAGCCCCGACCCCGGUGAUGUCCCCGACCCCGUCCCUGACCCUGACUGUCAUCGAGGCGCCCACACAGCCGGAAUCGGAGACCUUCCUAACGGUGUCAUUCCCAAAAACCGUCCUGCUGUCCGUCUUCGGGAGUCUGCAGAAGUUCCUGGAGCUCCUAAAGGAAAAACUGCGCUGA